CAACAAGCGCUCCGAGGCGCCCGCCGGCCGAACGGCGCGCGCAGCGUGCUGGAAGGUGUGGGACGAAGCGCCGCCCGCUCGCGCACGUAUAUAAGGAGACGCGCGGUCGGCCGCGGAAGGCAGACGGAAGGAGUGGCGGUCAUGGCGCAGCGGCGCGCACUUUCUCCUCCCGCGCUGCGGUUCGCGCUCCUGCUGCUGGCGCUCGGGCCGCCGUGCCACGAAGCGUGCCGUGGCCUGGCCCAGUACCGCGUCACUCUGGCCACCGCCUGGACGGCCAGCCGCUUCCCCAAGCACUACCCGCAGUGGAGGCCCGCCGCGCAGUGGUCGCAGCUCUUCGGCGUGAGCCACAACGCCAGCGUGCACGUUUGGCGCGAGGGUCGCCUGGCGAGCGAGGGCGUGCGCCAGUUCGCCGAGCACGGCCACGUGGGCCGGCUGAGCAGCCAGCUGGCGCAGGGCUUCGGCGGCGUGCUGGACGUUUUCCACGGGCCAGCCAUCGUCAAGGGCAGCGGGGCAUCCAACGCCGCCUUCUUCGCCGAUGCACGCCAUUCCAGGGUGUCGGCCAUGUCGCGGCUGGUUCCCAGCCCGGACUGGUUCGUGGGCGUCGACGGGCUCGAGCUAUGCGAGGGCGGCCGCUGGCGCGACCUGUUGCUGGUGGACGCACAUAUACUAGACGCCGGCACCGACCGGGGCCUGACGUUCACUGCACCGCGCUGGCCCGCCCAGCCGGCAGAGAACGUCUCGCGCAUCACGGCCCGCUCGCCCAGCCAUCCGGGAGCCUCGUUCCACUACCCGCACCUCGAGAAGCUGCCGCGCAUCGGCGUCUUCCAGUUCCGCAAGCUGCGCGAGUACGCCUCGCACGGGGACGCCUUGGCAGACCAGCCACACGGCCAUAGGGAGACUGCGGCAUCGGGAACGAUGGUCAGCACCCACGCACCUUCCGCAGAACCCAGCAGCACCACGGGCAAACCACCGACGGACGACGGUAAUGGCUAUUCGUCGUGCCAGGUGUCGGCCUGGUCGGCGUGGUCGGCCUGCAGCCAGACCUGCGGCCUGGGCCAGUCGCGGCGCCAUCGGCGAAUCCUGCGCUACCCGACCAGAGGCGCCGCUCCCUGCCCGCCGCUGCACGAGCUGCGCUGGUGCGGCAGCGCCAGGACCUGUAGGAAGCCGAACACCUACUUCCGGUGGAACCGCUGAGCCCCGGCCAUGCAUUAUGGUGCACGGCGCUUCGGCGGCGACCGACAGGCUGGCUCCAGGCAGCGUUGCGUAUACCCUCUGGUCGGGCUCACCGCGGGAGGCUGUGAUACCCAAUCGUCUUCGCUCCUCGUCUCAGGGUUGCUGGAUGAGUUACUUGUCCAGCACGUUCGCCACUUCGGGACUGUCCGAAGCGAAACGAUGUCUAAUCGCACGCCUCGUCGCCACACAAAGAGCUGGCAAGUAGGUGUAGUAAAACGAAAUUUUGGAACAGCCUCAGCUAGCGGUCGGCAAUUCAUAGCAUGCCCCGGAGACCAUUUGUCUGGAAGCGUUGGCCCCCCGCCAGAGCAGAGGCGAUUUUCACACGUUCCGAAGAAACGCGACUGGAUCGCGCGUGCGCAUUUGCCGGUUUAAAUAGAUUUGGAAUGUUUGGUAGUAAAAUCGCAGCUCCGGAACUCUAUUAGGGAAACGAGCUCCGUUCCCAUCAUAUCUGAGUAACGUCAGAACAAGAUUAAUUUCAGUUCUACGUUGCGUAUACAAACAACCAUCCGGUUUAUCUUUAACGCUUUGUUCCCGUUGCAGCGUAAUCGUGAACAGCGAACAUAUUAAACGCAUUCUGAAUGAAACAAGUACAGCUCUCUCUUACUGUGACAUCAUCUAUGAAGGCCGAAACUCCAAUUGAAAACCAUGCUUUGCGAAAAUGAUGAUAGCUCUAGGCAUCGUCCAGCGAAAUUUAGGGACGGUCGGUUUGGCCUUCUGGUGCGACCUCGCAGCUAAAGGGAGUAUAUGCGGGCCUUCUGUAGGAAGUACUGACACAUUCGGCAUAGACACGCCUGCAUUGCCGUCUCUCUGUUAUCCCCUGUCCUUUUCUCAUAAUUCACAAGUGCGCUUCUUUGCAUUGCGCAUUUACCGCCAUCAACGGCGGCACGGGUCGCGGUUCAGUUCUGGCUGCACAUGUUGGCUCUUGUCUCCUGGGCAUCAAUUGAGCCACGUUUACAUUUUCCAGGUCAUAUAAGAAAAUCAAAUCGUGCUCGUGCGCACCGAUUGCAAAAGUUAUUAUGCCGCCAAUAAUUUGACAGUCUGCCCCGCAGGAAAUCUAGCUUUAGAAUUAAGGAUUAUGAUUUACAUUUACGGUUCUUUUUUCAGAACCAAAAUAAACAGAAGUCGCUUCGCAUUUCGUGAAGUCGUCACCUUUCUUUUUCCCGUAUCUCAUACCGUGCGCGUUCACAUAAAGGCAGGAUAAGUGCUUACAUAUUUCAGCAUCGCAAAAGAAUAACAAAUAAGCGGUGCGCUUUCGGACGACCACAGCAUCGCGCGUGUGCACACGAUCAAACGUUGUUUCGACACAGCGUGUGCACUUCGCCACAUAGCACACUGGUGCAUAGUGAAGCCAGCUUGCCGCCGACGUCCAGUCCUUACUGAUGCGGACAUUUCUCGGACAACGCAAAAUAGCCGCCUGUGGACUUGGGAGCUAUAUAAUUCACUACACCCACGCAUGUAACUACAUUUAACGAUCACCCCUCCCCCCUCUCCAAACCCGACCCUUCUUUUUUCUUUUUCCUUCACAGAACACUAGUAAACACCGAAUCGCAGGCAGUUAACGUCCUCCUCCGCUAGGCGUCUGCCAUGAUCGCAUUAAUAAAUAGCAUUGAGUACACAUCUUUGCUUAUCCUAAUAAUUUAAGCGACGUUUCUGUUAGCAAGUAGUACAAACAAAGCAAGCAGUGAGGUUGCUUUCUUUGCAAACACUUGCACCCGUUUUUGAUACUGUGCGGAGUUUGGAAGCCGCCUAGGAAAUUAUAUUCGGUGAAAUUAAAGGGUUGAAAGACAAGCAAAAGCUUGUCUGAGAAACUGAGAACAAAAUGCGGUGGCGUAAUAUCUUAUUCUUUUGAAUCCCAACGAAGAAAAAGAAGGCUGGGCCACUUAAGAGAAAAAAGUUAUUGCCUUAUGUUCCGAUAAAAUGGGAAUCACAAUUAAGAGUUCUCAGUUUGAGCGCGUGCGUCGGUUGGAAAACAGGUUUCAGAUAAAUAUAGGACAAUAAAUGCUAAGCUAAGCUAAACAAGUAAUCUUAACUGGUGCAGAUAAUUUGAAAGAUACUAGGUUCUUUAUUCGAGAGGAUCUUUCGGUAGCUACACGACAAGCGAGCAGAAGGUUGAUCGAAUUCGCUAAACAACGAUAUCCAACUCUCAAACUCACCGGUUAACUUUCGCAUCGGUAAUAGCACCUACGCCUAUGGCUGUUCUUCAAAUACUUUAGUCCAAUCUGCUAGGUAGCUAACCGGUGAUGAACGCCGUCCUAAAAUCCAGCGACCAUCAACUUGUGUGGUUUUGUCUUUAGGUAUUUGAUACUGUCGGUAUCAAUCGUGCACAUAAAAACGGUGGUAGUGUGAUACUUGCCUUCAAAAAAAGAAGAAGGAAAAACGUCGGUAAGGUCCUUACUUGUUGACACUAACUUUAUACUUGAAGUAGUCUGGGUCGCCUGUUCCACCUUAUCUGGGAAGUUAUUGAUAAGCGCAUGCUAUCGCGCACCUAAUUCCGACCGUGUUUUGUUUUUCGUUUUGUGUGUGUGUGUGUGCAGGAGCUUAAUAAAGGUAUUACCAGUGC
Molecule: messenger RNA, 3793 nt
Organism: Dermacentor albipictus
Lineage: Eukaryota; Metazoa; Arthropoda; Arachnida; Ixodida; Ixodidae
Gene: mspo
Product: M-spondin
Source: RefSeq, a predicted model, not a curated record